Molecule: messenger RNA, 897 nt
Organism: Ustilaginoidea virens
Lineage: Eukaryota; Fungi; Ascomycota; Sordariomycetes; Hypocreales; Clavicipitaceae
Exons: 1
Coding region: 1-897 (298 amino acids)
Biological process (GO): peptidyl-lysine dimethylation
Molecular function (GO): protein-lysine N-methyltransferase activity
Source: RefSeq, a predicted model, not a curated record
AUGCACAUGCACAUGCACAUGCACAUGGACGACGACGACGAGAAUGAAACCUACGGCACCGGGCUCCUCAUGCAAGACCCUCGCGACUACUACCCCCCCUCGCCGCCGCCGACGAAGCAGGUCUUCACCAUGCAGGGCGGCAAGCAAAUCACGCUCCAUCUGGUGGGACACAGCCCUACCGAGGCCCAUCACCUCUGGAACGGCGCCAAGUUCAUGGCCGACUACUUUGAGCACGACCCGUCCAGGGUGGCAGGCAAGUCGGUGCUGGAGCUCGGAGCGGGGGCCGGGCUGCCGUCGCUCGUGGCGGCCAUCCUGGGAGCCGGCAGGGUUGUCAUGACCGACUUUCCGGACCCGGACCUGGUGGCCAACAUGCAAAAGAACAUUGACGCGUGCGACGAGACGGUUGAGCCGAGGGGGCUCAUUGAGCGGACCGUUGACGCCGUCGGGUUUGUCUGGGGUGCCGAUGCCGAGCCGCUGCUGGCCAGGCUCGGCGGGCCUCGUCGCGGACAAGAGGGGGACGAGGACGAGGACGAGGACGUACACGGACACGGACACGGACACGGGCAGUCAUGCCGGUUCGACGUCUUGGUGCUGGCCGACCUGCUCUUCCGACACUCGGAGCACGGGGCCCUCGUCAGAACCAUCAAGGAGACGAUGCGGAGAAGCCGCGGCAGCGUGGCCUACGUCUUCUUCACCUCGUAUCGGCCAUGGAAGCAGGAUCUGGACAUGAAGUUUUUCGACGUUGCUCGCGACGCAGGCCUCGAGGUCGAGCAGGUCUCGGAGAGGAAGCUGGACCGGCCUCUCUUUGAAGGAGACCCGGGCGACUUGGAGGUGCAAAAGACGGUCAAGGGAUUCGAAGUGCGCUGGCGGCUUGAAGACUGCUGCAGCUUGCCAUAG